Messenger RNA from Ilex paraguariensis (yerba mate), 1094 nucleotides. NCBI's taxonomy places the organism in Eukaryota, Viridiplantae, Streptophyta, Magnoliopsida, Aquifoliales, Aquifoliaceae. The record is from the annotation of a GenBank genome assembly.
AUGCCUUACAAACAGAUAGAACACCCAGCACACUGCUCUUUCUCUCUCUCUGUUUAUGGAAACAAUGUAGAGAUUCAAGCUUUAUCAGAAAUGUACAAUCGGCCUAUUCACAUUUACUCAAAUAGUACAGAACCUAUCAACAUAUUCCAUGGCAGCUAUAAUACUGACACACCAGCUAUAUGUCUAAGUUACCUUCAUGGGAAUCAUUACAACUCACUUGUUGAUCCACGUCGGUUGACAGUUGGUGCUGGACUUGGAUUUAGCUGCCUGCAUGGGACAAACGUUGAUAAAGAUCAGGUCAAAGGUGCCAUCAAAGCUCAACAGGACCAACAGAUUGAUAAUGCAAGUAUCUUGUUGGGUAUUCAUUCAUUGGCACUCUUAGCUGAGGGACGCCUUUGCUCAGAUCUUGAGCUCACUGAGAAGGAAAUUGAACGCAUGGUAAUGGAAGCUUCUACUAGGGUGGAGUAUCUUGCUAAUGACAAGUUCAAUCAGCAACUUGGUCAUAGAGAAACUUCGACUUCUGGUGCUGAGCCAUCAUCCUCUGGUGCAAGGCCAUCACGAAGCGACACCAAGCCUGAAGGUAAGUGGGAGCGUGGCUUGCCAGAUGCUGUUCUCAGCAGCAGCAUGCAGAUGGUGCUGUCAAUGGGCUUCAGCUAUCUGCAGGUGAUCGAGGCUUACAGCAUAUUUGGGGAUGAUGCUGACUCUAUGGUUUGUUAUAUGUUGGACGCCAGCAGCGGCAGCAGGCGCAAAGGCAAGGCAACUGAGUGAGCAAAAUCUCGAAUCCUCGCAAUGUGGAUUCCAUCAAAGUUGGGUUCUGCUUGGGAGCAAUAUUAGCCUUAGUGAAGGACUCCAGUUCUCGGAGACAGGGAAACCACCUUCAGAAUUCUGAAUAGGCUUUUAUUCUAGGUGAACAAAAUAAGUGUGUUUUAGUAAUGCAUUUGAUUUGAUCAAAGAAGUUGAGACCUUACUGGUCUAUUAUAUGCUAAUAGGCAUUUUAUACCCAUGGCAUGGCAUGGCAUUUGUACAAAUUAUGUGGUGCGACUGUUUUAAUGGAACAUAAUUGUCAGGAAACAUCUUGCUUCGAUUAGAUGUCA